Messenger RNA from Bicyclus anynana (squinting bush brown), 3209 nucleotides. Its product is annotated as monocarboxylate transporter 3-like. The record is from RefSeq and is a predicted model, not a curated record. Bases 438 to 2291 code for a protein of 617 amino acids. Lineage: Eukaryota; Metazoa; Arthropoda; Insecta; Lepidoptera; Nymphalidae. Gene Ontology annotation, biological process: transmembrane transport. Gene Ontology annotation, molecular function: monocarboxylic acid transmembrane transporter activity. The transcript has 12 exons.
GCCGGGCACAGGUCUAGUGUCGCGUUAGCCGCCGUGACGAGAACAUCGUUGUUACGUUACGUUACGUUCGCUCGUGAAAAUUUUCCCGCCCAGUUCGGCGCAAUUUGAACGAUUCUCCCGCUACAUUGGAUAUAUUCUUUCGUUCGCAGUGAGAGUGCUUGUGUUGAUAAACUUUUGAGACUUAUUGAAGAUUUUUUUUUUCAGUACAAAAUGAAGUUAACACUUGCGCUCGCCGUCUGAUGUGCAGUGAAAUGGAGUGUUCGUUCUGAGAGGCGCUGAGGCGGGGAGAAGAUGUGGGAGAGGCGCGCGUGACGAAGUCGUGUCGGAUGCGUCGGGGCAGUGUGUACAGCGUGUGCGAAGGCGUGGAGCGGUGUACCUGCACUAGGUAGCGCGGGUGCGGGCGCGGGUGCGGGUGCGAGCAUGGCCACGGCGGGUUGAUGGACGCGGGCUGGUGGUCGCCGUCGCCGUCGGCCUCGCCGCCGCCGCCGCCCCGCGCCCCGCCGCCGCGUUGCCGCUGCCGACCGCUCUCCAACAGCUACAACUGCUUGCCUCACUACGAUGGAUGGCCAGAAGUCGAGGACGAGUCCACCGGGGGCGCGCUCCGGGAGAGGGAGUUGCGUUCCCUACACCGCACCGUGCCCGCGCUGCGGCGCCGGGAGCUCGACACCCGCGCAAUCAAACACCAUUUCUACCCCGAGGGUGGGUGGGGUUGGAUCGUAUGCGGCGCGGCUUUUCUGGCCCACCUGCUGUCAACGGGGCUACAGCUAGCCUACGGAGCUCUGCAUGUAUACGCGCUGCGGCACCUGGGACCGGCUGCCGACCACGCUGUAUGGGCUGGAGCUAUUUGCGUGGGAGUGUCCCGCGCCGCCGGUGCUCUGGUAGCCGCGCGACGCAAGUCACCGCGCAUGGCCGCUCUCAUCGGAGGCUUGCUCUUGCCGCUCGCUUGUCUCUUCACGUCCUUCGCUACGCAACUACAUCAAACUCUUUUAAGCUACGGUGUGGUUCUAGGGGUGGGUUGUGGCUUAGUGCGCGAAGCCGCUGGUCUGGUGCUGGGCACUUACUUCAGACGACGUCGGCAGUUUGUGGAGCUGGUGGCACACGCUGGCGGCGGCGUUGGCAUCGCACUGUUUAGUGUAGCUUACAAGGAAGCUGUGGGAAAACUAGGUUGGAGACUAGGGUUGCAAGCUGUGACGGGCGUGUUGGUGUUGGCAUUUUUUCUCAGCGCUGUUUACCGAAGCGCUUCCCUCUAUCAUCCGCAGCGACGCGCCAUUUUGCAUCUCAAGAAUCAACGAAGAAAGGUAAAAGAGAAGAAAGGCCUAAAAUCGUCCUCAUUUAUCGAUUUAACUCCAUUAAACUCACGAUCAGCGAAAGUAUUGUUGCUAGCGGCUGGACUUGCAGCAUUUGGGCUUUACACUCCUGUGUUUUUUCUGGCCUUACAAGGAUUCCAGGAAGGUUUGGAAGAGAGUGCAUUGGUGUUGUUGCAAACGUUCCUUGGAUUUGCUGCUGUGCUGGGUUGUGCUGGCUUUGGGCUCGUGCUCGUUCGACCGUCAGCACAGUGCCUUGUGUCCAAGCAGUACUUGUGUCAAACAGCCAUGUUGGGAAUAGGAAUUUCCAUGCUCGCUCUAAGCAGUGUCGAAGGAUAUCAUGGAUACGUACUUUUUGCUUGGAUGUAUGGCUUAUGCCUGGGAGGAUUUUUGUAUUCAAUGAAAAUGUUAACUAUGGAACGAGUUCGAGGAAGACAUUUUACGAAAGUUUGGAGUUUCGUGCAAGGAGCGGAGGCAAUUCCUGUGAUAGUUGGAGUACCUGUGACAGGUUACAUCAAUCAGCAAGCACCAAGAGCGGGAUUCUAUUUUUCAACAGCUGCCACUUUAGCCGGCGCCUUGAUGUUGUUCUUCGUGGGUUUCUCCAAACGAGAUCCAGAACCACCGCCGCCGGCGCCAGCACCUACCAUAUCAGAAGCUUGCUUGUGUGUGACUCCACCACCGAGGUGUGAGCCAGCCUGGUGUGCGUGCAGUGCAGGGGGAGCAACUGCUUACUGUGCUUGGCCUGGGCCCAGGUGUACGUCGCGAUUGCCCAAGUCACUGUCAUACGCUGCUCCAUUAGAUCGCACUUGCUGCUCAGCAGCACAUUACCCUGAGUGCUGUCGUCGCGCUGCUUUGCUGCGACCUUCGCGAAGUGUUCCAGAAGGUUUAGCACGUCAGGGCAGCACCUUCAGUCGCUCGGCCUCUUGUAAGGCUCCAUGUCAUCGCCGCGAACACCACCUAAUAGAACAAAUUACGACGUCUGUCUAAUCCAAAUUCAACUUUAACCUAAUGACUUUUGAGUGUUGAUUUGUUCAGAGUGAAUUUGGUACCUGAUAGAUACUUUGUAAAAUAAUAAAUGUAAAUAUUUUUGUCGGUAGGCGUUAUUUUUAAUGUCAAUGUGAUAGAUCAAUUGAUGAAGCAAUAAAUGGCACCAUCUUGGUAACAUAGAAAACUGAUUCUUAUUGAAGCAUGGCAUAGUACAGCCUUUUGUUAUUGUGACCGAUGGUAGGAUGAAAUUCAAUGGUUUUUAUAAAAAAAUAAAUGUUGAUUAUUUUAUUUAUCUAAUAAUGAUUUAUUUAUUAUACUAAUUAAACAAAAUUUAUAGUAAUUAUAGAAAUAUAUGUACGUUUUUGAAUCAAAAUGAUUUCAUAAAUUCGUUUCAGAUAUUAUUAAUAUAAAAGUUUUAGAUAAAGAAUGUUUAUUAAAAGGAAUGUUGAUAAAUAAAAUAGGGUCUUGUACGCGACUGUUAGACCAUUUUUCCUAUUCUCCAAAUAAAUGUGGGACCUCCAAAAAUGUAGUUAAAAUUGAAAUAAUGUAAAAUUCUAAUUAAAAUAAAUCCUCUGUGUACCUUGUUCAACGUCUUUAAAAUUAUAAGAAAAACUUUGAAUAACAAUCUUUCUUAUUAAGAUUUAGAUAAGAGGAAAUAAAUGAAACUUUUAAAAAUUAUUCUAUAAAAAAAUAAUUAAAUAAAGUGAAACCCAAUAGUAUUAAAGUAAUUUUGUCAAUUUUAGUAAGUUAUGUACAAUUGAAAUUUAUUAUUGUUUUGAUAUUAUUAAUUUUGUUAUUGUUACAAAUAUAUUUUAUGUAAGUAAUCAGACAUUGGAAUGUUUCUCAUGUUCAUACGUUUGUUAUUUUUAUGCUAAACGUGAGGUAUUAUAUUAUUGAUGAAACAAAUUAAAUGAAAAC